Messenger RNA from Phoenix dactylifera (date palm), 1740 nucleotides. Its product is annotated as caffeoylshikimate esterase-like. Lineage: Eukaryota; Viridiplantae; Streptophyta; Magnoliopsida; Arecales; Arecaceae. The record is from RefSeq and is a predicted model, not a curated record.
GUCUAAGGAACAGGAAUGGCUUCCAUGUUUCCACGCCUCUUACUUCAUCGCUCGGGACUAGUCGUUGCUUUACUGGGUCAAUCAAAUGGACCUACAACUGCCCUGGACCGCGUGGGCGUCAAACUGCCCUCACCCUGUCCCUUGAGAGGUUUGGCCUGUUCACCAGGAGGAAGGAAGAAAAGAGAGGGGAAGAGAAUAGCAGCCCCUCUUAUUUCUUUCCAAGCUUCCGCCUCCGGCCUUCGCCAAUCUCUUUCGUCCGCCUCCCGCGCACGGGUCGGGAUCUGCUUCGACCAGCACCAGAAGAAAAAGAAGCAGCCGCCGGCGAAAGAGGAGGAGGAAGGAGUAGGAGGCCGGGGGAGAGUCGCCAACGCAGUCCCUCCGAUGGCGGCCGUCACGAGGUGGGAGGGCGUCGACGAGAGGCUCGCCAAGAUGGUCUCCAAGGCCAAUCUCGACCAGGCCCCCGAGCGCCGCAGGGUCCGGGAGGCCUUCAAGGACGUCCAGCUUGGCAUCGACCACUGCUUGUUCAAGGCACAGUAUAGUGGAGUGAUAAUGAAGGAGUCAUACGAGGUGAAUUCUAGAGGUUUGGAAAUCUUCUCCAAAAGUUGGCUUCCAGAAGGGUCUAAGACAAAGGCACUGAUUUGUUUCUGUCAUGGUUAUGGAGACACGUGCACAUUUUUCUUUGAAGGGAUUGCAAAAAAGUUAGCGUCAUCUGGAUAUGGAGUUUUUGCAUUGGACUACCCUGGAUUUGGUCUUUCUGAAGGACUUCAUGGAUAUAUACCAAGUUUUGAUACCCUGGUGAAUGAUGUAGCUGAGCAUUUCUCUAAAAUCAAAGAAAAUUCUGAAUAUCAAGGACUUCCUAGCUUUCUAUUUGGACAAUCCAUGGGUGGAGCAGUUGCACUGAAGGUACACUUAAAACAGCCUCAUGUGUGGGAUGGUGCAAUCUUAGUUGCACCAAUGUGUAAGAUGGCAGAAGAUGUUGUUCCACCUUGGCCUGUUCAGCAAAUUUUGAUUUGUAUAGCUAAAAUUCUUCCAAAAGAGAAGUUGGUUCCUCAAAAAGAUUUAGCAGAAAUGGCAUUCAAAGAUAUAAAAAAGCGACAACAGUGUUCUUACAAUGUCAUUGCUUACAAGGAUAAACCACGCCUGAGAACAGCGCUGGAGUUGCUUAGGACCACCCAGGAGAUAGAACGCCGAUUAGAAGAAGUUUCCCUGCCACUGAUUAUUCUGCAUGGUGAGGCAGAUAUUGUAACUGAUCCAUCGGUGAGCAAAGCUUUGUAUGAGAAAGCAAGUAGCUCGGACAAGAAGCUGUGCCUUUACAAAGAUGCAUACCAUUCUCUUCUUGAAGGUGAAUCUGAUGAGAUGAUAUUUAAAGUCCUCAAUGACAUUAUAUCAUGGUUGGAUGAACACUCUGUCAGAAGGGUUCCUUCGUGAUCAGUGCCAUGUGAUCUGCUCAGGAGAUAUUGAGUGUUUGGGGAUUACAGAUCUCUUGAAAAUUUCAGUGAAUAUAUUUUGAAUAUCAUGUAGUAGUUAUAAAGGCUAUGGUGUAUAUGUAUUCCUUCAGCCCACCAUGGGCGAAGGUUAUUGUUAGUCUCUUGGCACGAUCAGACUGGUCUUUGUUGAAUCCAUGAUUGAAAAACAAUGUAGACCUUAGUUUUUUUUGAGCAUUCGGUGACAUGAUUAAUUGGUAGCUAAUGCUCAAUUGCUCGAUUAUUUGAUAUCUAUAAGAAGACACAUUCUGUGGAA